ACAGAUUUUUUUAUUUUUUUGCCUAAAAUGGCUCUUUUGACAGUAAAGGUUGCUGACCCCUGCCUUAAUUCUAAGCCUCCUCCUCCUGUAUAGUGAUCACUAGUGAUGCCGGUGCUGUGGGCCUCCUGGAUCAGAUUCCUGCUUUGUGGUGCAGGUUUCUCCUCUCAGCCGAUGGUGACGUAGUUGCGCGCCUAACUGAGCCAGUCUGUGUGACUUUUAAAAAAAGAAAUGGGGGUUGGAGGUUCUGUAGGACGAAACCAUCUCACACCUUCCACCGCCUGAGAAUACAUAGUCCUAAUAAUAUUAAUAACAUAUUCCGAGGAGGCGAGGAGGGAGAAUUCUAGAAUCUAGAAUUCUAGAAUCUAGAAUCUAGAAUUCUAGAAUCUAGAUAAAGCUCCAUCAAUCUGCUCCAGAGCCUGAGUCAGCGCAGAGGAGAGGAGAGAGGAGGAGAGGAGACGCACCGUGCUCAUCCUCUACUGAUGCGGAGACAGCCGGGAGCUACCUACAAACAGCGACCAUCACAGAUUUCCCUGCAGCGGAGAGAGGAGGAGGAGGAGAGAGCUGAUUCACGGCUUGCAGGAGGAGGAAGAGCAGGACGGACUGACUCUGAAGAUCCAUCUCUGAUCUUAAAAUACCGACCCCCCCUCUAACCCCCUCCCCACCACCACAACCACCCCCCAUCCUCCUCCUUCUCCUCCUCCUCCUCCCUCGUCAUUGACAGCAGCUCUGCGACCCGGUCAAUCCGUCAGACAGGGAGGAUCUGGGGAGGAGGGCGCCAAGAGCAGGAGAGGAGGAAAAGGAGAUCACCUCUGGACGGUUUCAUCCAAUCUCCAAUACCGAGCUGCAGGACCUGGAUCACAGUGCAUGAGGACCUGGAUCUCCGUGCAUGAGGACCUGGCUCUCCGUGCAUGAGGACGACACAGUGGCUGCUUCACCAGGGGUUUUUUUUUUGGUCCAAGAGAUCCAAGAUUCUAUAUAGAGACUGUGGAGAGAGGCUGAUCUGAGCUGCACAACAAUAAUAAAGGAGCUAUUUCGCAGUUUCUACAUAAACUCCCCGGAAUACAAAUCCAGGUGGUGGGUGGAGAAAAAGCACAGCCCAGUGCUGGAUCCCAGGGGGACUAUCAGUGUGGUUAGGACCCUUGAGACGAAGGAGGGUGCAUGGAGGGUUCACGGCCUGUAAAGCCGGGGUCGUCAGCCUGCCUCUGGUUGGGGCUGGUCUCUGUGGCUGUAGCCUUCCUUUGUACAGAGGCCCGGACAACUCCGAGCCCUCUGCUGACCCCCAGCAAUGCGACCUGCUCGGGAAACUCCAAAUGUCAUGCGGGGAUCAUCCUGCCCAUCUGGUAUCCCGAGGAUCCCUCCAUGGGAGACAAGAUCGCACGGGUCAUUGUGUAUUUUGUGGCCAUGAUCUACAUGUUUCUCGGGGUGUCCAUCAUUGCAGACCGCUUCAUGGGGGCCAUUGAGGUCAUCACCUCCCAGGAGAGGGAACUUGUCAUCAAAAGGCCCAAUGGGGAGACAACCACCACCACCAUUCGGGUGUGGAAUGAAACGGUCUCGAACCUCACCCUCAUGGCCUUGGGCUCCUCCGCCCCUGAGAUUCUGCUCUCUCUGAUUGAGGUUUGUGGACAUGGGUUCGUCUCUGGAGAGCUCGGGCCCGCCACAAUUGUUGGGAGUGCAGCUUUCAAUAUGUUUGUCAUCAUUGGCCUCUGCGUUUCUGUCAUUCCUCAAGGAGAGGUACGCAAGGUCAAACACCUCAGAGUGUUCUUUGUCACUGCGGGCUGGAGCAUCUUUGCUUACAUCUGGCUCUACAUGAUUCUGGCAGUGUUUUCUCCCAACGUAGUCCAGGUCUGGGAGGGUCUACUCACACUGGCCUUCUUCCCCAUAUGCGUAACCCUUGCGUGGGUAGCGGACAGACGACUGCUCUUCUACAAGUUCAUGCACAAGAAGUAUCGCACUGACAAACACAGGGGCGUCAUCAUCGAGACGGAGGCAGAACGCUCCAAGGGGAUUGAGAUGGACGGCAAAAUGGUCAACUCCCACUUCAUGGACGGAGGCGUGGCGAGCAACCUUAUCGGUCUGAUCGAGAGCAAAGAAGUAGACGAGUCCCGGCGCGACAUGAUCCGAAUCCUGAAAGACCUGAAACAGAAGCACCCCGAGAAAGAGUUGGAUCAGCUGGUUGAGAUGGCCAACUACUACGCCCUCUCGCACCAGCAAAAGAGCCGUGCCUUCUACCGCAUCCAAGCUACACGCAUGAUGACCGGCGCGGGGAACAUCCUGAAGAAACACGUCGCAGAGCAAGCGAAGAAGAGCAUCAGCGUGCAGGAGGUGCACGUGGAGGAGCCAGAAGAGUACGUGUCUCGAAUUGCGUUUGAGCCCGCCGUCUACCAGUGCCUCGAGAACUGCGGCGCCGCCAUUCUUUCCAUCACCAGAAAAGGCGGCGACAUCAACAAGACGAUCUACGUGGAUUAUAAGACGGAGGACGGCUCGGCCAACGCUGGGGCCGACUACGAGUUCUCAGAGGGUACGAUAGUGUUCAAACCAGGAGAGAUGAUCAGGGAAAUAAACAUUGGCAUCAUAGACGACGACAUCUUUGAAGAGGACGAGCACUUUUUUGUGCGUCUCGGUAAUCUGCGCGUCCUGGAGACAGAGGACGAGGUGCUGUCCCCCAACAGUCUCCCGUACCCAAAGGCCAUGCUGGGCUUCCCCACUGUGGCCACCGUGACCAUUCUGGAUGACGACCAUUCGGGCAUCUUCACCUUUGAGAGCCACUCGGUGCACGUCAGUGAGAGCAUGGGUAUUAUGGAAGUGAAAGUGCUGAGGACUUCUGGAGCAAGGGGGACGGUCAUUGUGCCUUAUCGCAGCGUGGAAGGACUCGCCAAAGGAGGAGGGGAGGACUUCGAAGACACCUACGGAGAGCUGGAGUUCAAGAACGACGAGACCUGCAAACUUAUUCACGUGAAAAUUAUUGACGAUGAGGAGUAUGAGAAAAACAAGAACUUCUUCCUGGAGCUGGCCGAGCCUCGCAUGGUAGACAUGAGUCUGCAGAAAGCCCUGUUGUUAGCUGACGAUGUUCCAGACAGGAAGAUGACAUCAGACGAGGAGGAAGCCAGGCGGAUCGCAGAGAUGGGAAAACCGGUGCUGGGGGAACACUCCAAGCUGGAAGUCAUUAUUGAGGAAUCAUACGAGUUUAAGAGCACAGUGGACAAGCUGAUCAAGAAGACCAACCUGGCUCUGGUGGUGGGAACCAACUCCUGGAGAGACCAGUUCAUGGAGGCCAUUACAGUCAGUGCAGAUGAGGAUGAAGACGACACGGGAGAAGAACGGCUGCCGUCCUGUUUCGACUACGUCAUGCACUUCCUCACCGUCUUCUGGAAGGUCCUGUUCGCCUGCGUUCCUCCCACAGACUACCUGCACGGCUGGGCCUGCUUCAUCGUCUCCAUCAUCAUCAUCGGCCUGCUCACGGCCGUCAUCGGCGACUUGGCGUCUCACUUCGGCUGCACCAUCGGCCUCAAGGACUCCGUUACUGCUGUGGUGUUUGUGGCUCUUGGUACAUCUGUCCCAGACACCUUCGCCAGUAAGGUAUCAGCCGUCCAGGACACCUACGCCGACGCCUCCAUCGGGAACGUGACCGGCAGCAACGCCGUCAACGUCUUCCUGGGAAUCGGCUUAGCCUGGUCGGUGGCGGCCAUCUACUGGCACAUGAAAGGGAAGCCGUUUGUGGUGGAAGCCGGCUCGCUGGCCUUCUCCGUCACUCUCUUCACCAUCUUCGCCUUCCUGGCCAUCUCGGUGCUGCUUUACCGGCGCCGGGCCCACAUCGGAGGAGAACUGGGCGGGCCCCGGGGACACAGACUGGCCACGUCAGCCUUCCUCUUCGGCCUCUGGUUCCUUUACAUCCUCUUCUCCAGUCUGGAGGCCUACUGUCAUAUAGAGGGCUUCUAAAGCAGAGGAGAGAGAAUACAAACAUGCAGGGGUUUCAAGUACAACUUCAGAGGUAAAAGAGUGAAUUGUCACUGUGGAAUUUGGGUCAGUCUUGUAUGGUAUGAACGGACAGGAGAGGUAGACCCAGGGUUUUCCCAGACACCUCCCUCCCUCUCUCUCUCUCUCCCUCAACCCCUUCUGUAAGGACGCUUGGAGGUGAGUAUCCUGCCCUCUAGUGCCGACAGGCCUGUUCGCCCCCGGCUACAUACAAGAGCGCCGUCCUGAGCCUGUGCGAGUGUGCUUACAGUUGGGAUUGGGUUACCACCGAGUCCAGAAGAUGCCGAUGCCGGGGUGGGCCUGCAUUCCACUGGAAGAGUCUUAUAUCUGGAGAGAGUUGAGUUAAUCAGAGGUCUAUAUUUUUCUCAACAUCUGACGAGAACGACUUUUUUUAAAAAGUAUUUUGGGGAUAAAAACGCAAAAAAUACAUAAAACAAAAAAAAUAAACACACACAAAAAGAGGAAUAAAAGAACUAUUUUCUGAUCUACGUUAAGGAAUAGCAAAAGAUAAUAUCGGGAAUAUGUUGUUGAGUGACAGUUGGAUGGAUUCAUAGUAUUUAUUUUUUAUUUGCAUAGUUUCCUAAGGAGCGCUGCAGAGAAAUCACACACAGAAGAAGAAGAGGAGCGACAGUGACAGUUCAUACUGGCAGACGAAUCACCAUUCAAACCGGCGAGGAGGAAGAGGUGGACACAGUGAACAUGGUCAAACUGCCCUGGACAUUACUUCCGUACUCUAUACGUAUCUAUAUAUAAUAUAUUUCCAUAUUUUCUGUAUAUUUUGAAUAUUUGUUUAAAUGUGGUCACCUUCUGCUCUAACAACAGAGGAUUGCUGUGGCUAAGCGGGAGGGGACGGGGUGGGGGGGGUCAAACUAUAUACUGGAACGAUGUCUUCACAUUUCUAAGAGUUAUGUAUCUUGCCUAGGUAAAAGUAUGACAUUGUAUUUUAUUUAUUUACUGAUAUCUUGGUCUCACUCGAGUUUUCACCUUUUCAAUCAGAAAAAAAGAAGAAAAAAAAAACAACGUGUUGCUGCAGAGGUAAAUUCAGAGGUAUUUUUGUACUGUUCCUUCCAUGCACUUUGCUGUAUAGUUCUAUUUAUGGAGACUUCUACUUGUACAUGUGCAAAAGGCCAAUAUUGAAGGUGUCACUAUGGACUGAACAGAGUGCCUGUGGAGGGAGAGGCGUUUCGCUGCAGCUGCCCACACUGACGAGCUCUUAUUGCUCGGCUGAACAACUCAAGAGUUUCUUCCUAAAAUGGUGCGUAACCGUUUAUUAAAGCUGCAUUCAUAGAUUUUUUUUGGCCACUUGGGGGCAGCAGAAACACAACAUCUGCCAUAUUACAUAUAACCUUAUAGACGGGACCGGCAUCAGGUUAAGCGCCUGGACGUUUUGUGAAGUACCCGUGUGUGGCGGUCUGGUCUAUAGAAACCCAAAGUCCUGAUGAUGCUGCUGUUCCGCUAGCUUCUGUAUCUCAGCAACAUUGAGGGUUUCUUUCAUCUGCAUUUCUGAAAAAGUUAAUCAUGAUCCUGAGUUCCACUUUUUUUUUUUUAGAUAAUUGAGUAUCUACGAAGUAAUAAUAAUUUUAUACUCGGAAGCUGAACUUUUUUUGCUUCAUGCGUCACUGAGCAACUUUCAUAGGAAUGAACGGGGCCCCGCCUCUGACGAUGUAUUAUCCAGUUCUCUUUAUACAUCCAUGCUACUAACAUUUACCAGUGCGCUGGCUUUAGCAUUAUUCUAACCUUCUGCCAUAUCCUUAAUUCUUAUAAUGUAAUUUUUCCAACUAUUUAGCUGUAAUUUCUGUCAUCUAAAAACGUCACAUC
This is a messenger RNA of Sebastes umbrosus (honeycomb rockfish), 5790 nucleotides long. It is a transcript of the gene slc8a3, whose product is annotated as solute carrier family 8 member 3. Gene Ontology annotation, biological process: cell communication; sodium ion transmembrane transport; calcium ion import across plasma membrane. The coding region runs from base 1159 to 3936 and encodes 925 amino acids. Gene Ontology annotation, molecular function: calcium:sodium antiporter activity. Gene Ontology annotation, cellular component: sarcolemma; axon; postsynapse. The record is from RefSeq and is a predicted model, not a curated record. NCBI's taxonomy places the organism in Eukaryota, Metazoa, Chordata, Actinopteri, Perciformes, Sebastidae. The transcript is spliced from 9 exons.